This is a messenger RNA of Meloidogyne enterolobii, 455 nucleotides long. The record is from the annotation of a GenBank genome assembly. Lineage: Eukaryota; Metazoa; Nematoda; Chromadorea; Rhabditida; Meloidogynidae.
UUGUUUUUGGAACGAGGCAUUUUAUGCGCAAUAGAGAACCAUUCUCUCUGUUUGUUCCGUUAAAUGUAUGGAACCUUUUUCUUGCCACUUUCUCAACUAUGGGAGCUUUUAAACUUAGUUAUGAAUUUUUUGAAACAAUUCUGACACAUGGACUACAGAGUUCUUAUUGCCAUGUCCAUAAUUAUACUCUUGGAACAAACGGAUAUUGGGUCUGGCUUUUUAUUGUUAGUAAAAUGUUUGAAUUGAUGGAUACUGUCUUUUUGGCAAGUUCAGAAUUUUUGUAUUGGUUAAGGAAUAUUUUAGGUAUUGAGGAAACGGCCAUUACUUUUUCUUCACUGGUACUCGUGAGUUUAUUAUAAAUUUUUGGAGAAAUAACUUUGGUCAAAAUAGAUCAUUUUUAUCUUUGGAUUUACGUUUUCGGUUUAAUAAAACUAAUAGGUUAACAAAACCUGUAC